Aspergillus bombycis is the source of this 1176-nucleotide messenger RNA. RefSeq lists its product as uncharacterized. Lineage: Eukaryota; Fungi; Ascomycota; Eurotiomycetes; Eurotiales; Aspergillaceae. The record is from RefSeq and is a predicted model, not a curated record. Bases 1 to 1176 code for a protein of 391 amino acids. The transcript has a single exon.
AUGUUAUCUCUUCCGGGUUAUUCCUUCGCGGAACAUUACCGGAAAGUCACAGGCCAAGAUCUCCCUGCUUUCACCCGGCCCAGUAGACAGGAAACGGCGGAAUAUUUUCGGAUGUAUCCGGAAGCAGUUGGGAUUGCGGAUGUUUUCAAGAGCAAUGAAACCCUGGCCGGUAUUUCCAGAACAGAGAAUGGCUUUUUCAUUGAGUCACACAAUAUCCGUUGCAAAAACUUGGUCUUAGCGAGCGGCAUCUUUUCCGAAGUGAUAAAGCCUCGUCCGCUGCUCCAGCCUCUCCUGUCGCUUCAACCAGUCCCAGAUAUCCCUCUUCUCAUUAUUGGGUCUGGGUUUUCAGCUGCAGAUGUAAUUAUCUCAGCACCAAAAGAUCAGAAGAUCAUUCAUGUAUUCAAAUGGGAUCCUGAAUCCCGGCCCUCUCCCCUGCGGGGCUGCCACCAACAAGCCUACCCCGAGUACGCGGGGGUCUACCGUUUGAUGAAACGAGCGGCUGUUGCGGCAGCGCCAACCACAAAUAAGCGUCCUGCCAGAGUGAAGCGGACGGCAUCAAGCCCGUUUCUCGAAAGCCGUGCUUGGGAUGAGGUUUAUAAAGGAUAUCCGAACACCGAAAUCAUCGGCGUGGACAUGGAGAAGGAAUUCGCUACGGUUACCUUCCGCCGAACUGAUGGAACCACUUUUUCGCAACCUGUACGCGGCAUGGUGUACGCGACUGGUCGCCGAGGCUCUCUUGGUUACCUGGACCGUGGGCUCCUCUCCGAGAUCUUGGAAUGUGAUGAUAAAGGCGAAAUAACCCCAACCGUCUCUGGGCAAACCCUGCGACAGAAGGCAUUUGAAAACAUGGAAAUUGCGAAUAAUAUCUUCAUCGUUGGCAGUUUGACGGGCGACACUCUCAUUCGGUUUGCACAUGGCAGCUGUGCUCAAACAGCAGGCAAACUGAUCCGUACAUAUACUGGGGAAAACAAGGCAGGGACUAAAGCAGUGGCCUCUACUCGAUCACAGGGAUCAUCCCCAGGGGUGAUGCAGGGCAUCGAUGGCCACGAUAUUUACGAAAACGGAAAUCACAGGAUCCAACUCGAUAAGAUUGAUAGCUGCCGGACGGAGUACCCUAUGUCUGAGAAGUCAGGUCUGCUUGGAAGCAUUUGGAAAGUUCUAACAACAAUCUGGUAA